AUCCCUUUUUGUCUCUCUCGCUCUUCCCUCUCAUUCUCUCUCCACAAAAACCCAAACCCUUAAAGCUCUUCUGUGGCGGCUGUCAAUCCUCUUCCCCAUCUCACUUGCUAGGGUUUCUCUGUUCAGAUCGGAAGAUCCAAAGUCUUUCCAGAAUCAUGGCCGCCGUCGCUCCUCCGGCAGAACAGACUGCAGAAUUAUUGCAAAAGUUAUCUUUGGAAACACAGACGAAGGGCAUUGAAAUAUCAGAUGCAACCAAAAAGCCCUCUAUUGAUUCCAGUAAUGUCUCCAAUGUAAUUACAUCAGAUAGAUCUGUUACGCCGGCACUACCUGACUUUGGGGAUCCAGCCGUGUGCUAUCUUCAGAGCGGCUACCCUUUCUACUAUGGUGGUUAUGACGGUAGUGGGAAUGACUGGGAAGAAUAUGCAAGAUAUAUCAAUCAGGAAGGAGGAGUCGAUAUGCCUUCGGCGGUAUAUGGUGAAAAUGGAUCACUAAUGUAUCACCCCGGGUAUGGGUAUGCACCCUAUCCCCCUUAUUCACCUGCUGCUACACCUGUCCCAACUGUAGCACAUGAUGGACACAUAUAUGGAGCUCAGCAAUAUCAAUACCCUGCUCCAUAUUUCCAGUCUAUGACACAAACAAGUGGUCCACACCCGACUCCGGCUGCUAAUGCAAAAGGUGAGAUAGCCGCCUCCGCAGCUGCUGAUCAAGCAGCUUUGCCUGUAGAAUCUACUAAUUCAAAAUCUAAUGGCGUUGCGAAUAGCGGUGGGCCAAAGGGAGGCAAUGGCGCUGCUCCAACAAGAAUGGCCUAUCAGAAUUCUUCUUUUAAUGUCAAUGGAUCUUAUGGAAGGGGUUUGCCUGCUUCCGGUUAUCAAGACCCAAGAUAUGGAUUUGAUGCUUUGCAGUCUCCAAUUCUGUGGCCAGAGAACCACUACUUCUCUGAUGGUCAGCCAAGGCCUGCAACUAGUUCAUCAGCAACUUCAGUUGCUAAUGGCAAUGGCUUCAAUUCUUCUAGGAGUCAAAAUUACCGGCCUCAUCCAAUGGGUUUGCACCACCCCAGGCCGGUGCCAGGUUUGAAUGCAGCUAGUGGGUACAUCAGUAGGAUGUACCCAAACAAAUUAUACAGCCAGUAUGGAAAUGCCUUCAGAUCUGGUUUGGGUUUUGGAGCAAGCGGUUAUGAUGCCAGAGUGAAUGGCCGUGGGUGGAUGGCUGUGGAUAGCAAGUACAAACCAAGGGGAAGAGGAAACAGCUUGUACAAUUGCAAUAAUGAAAACAUUGAUGGCCUCAAUGAGCUCAACCGGGGACCAAGAGCCAAAACCUCUAAAAAUCCGAAAAGCUUUUCUCCAGCAGCUCUGGUGGUCAAAGGUCAAAACAUUCCCUUGACUGGAAAGAAUGACAACGAGGAGAAAUCUAGUUUGAUGCCUGACCGGGAGCAGUACAACCUACCAGAUUUUCCAGUAGCUUAUGAUGAUGCUAAGUUUUUCAUCAUCAAAUCAUACAGUGAAGACGAUGUCCACAAGAGUAUCAAAUAUAAUGUCUGGUCUAGCACACCAAAUGGUAACAAAAAGCUUGAUGCUGCAUACCAAGAAGCCCAACAGAAGCCUGGAAACUGCCCUGUUUUCCUUUUCUUUUCGGUUAAUACCAGUGGACAAUUUGUUGGGGCUGCCGAGAUGACUGGGCCAGUCGAUUUUAACAAGAAUGUCGAAUAUUGGCAGCAGGACAAGUGGAUUGGCUGCUUCCCUGUAAAGUGGCAUAUAGUGAAGGAUGUGCCUAACAGUUUGUUAAAGCACAUCACUCUCGAAAACAAUGAGAAUAAACCUGUGACCAACAGUCGGGACACCCAAGAGGUUAAGCUGGAGCAGGGGCUUCAGGUCUUAAAAAUAUUUAAAGAACAUAUUAGUAAGCAAUGCAUUCUUGAUGACUUCGACUUUUACGAGGAUCGCCAGAAGAAAAUCCAGGAGAAAAAGGCAAAGCAGCAGCAAUACCAGAAGCAGGUUCAUGUCUGGGAAGGAAAACCCACUGAAGACAAGAACAAGGAUGGCGCAAAUGAUGAUGUUAAAUUUGUUAAGUCGUCUGAAGUGGCAUCCGAUUCAAACAAACAAGCUACACCACAAGUCCAGUCCAACACCAAUACAGAAAUCAAGAUUGCAGAAAUAGGUACUCUUACAAAAUUGGGAGAAUCAACCAAGACCACCACAAAGCCUGCAGCAGCUGUUGUGGAGAAGAAGCCGAUAGCCAAUGGGGUAGCCAAUGGGUGCUAGCUUCACCAAUGCCAUCUUGAAUGGGGGGCAGGCGGGGGCUUUAAUAGGAAGGAAAAUCCUUUGUGUUAUAAAUUCGAUGGCCUGCCUUUAGGUUCAUACUGCUCUAUGCUAUUGCUGUGGUAGAGCAGUAUGGAGCCGAUCCCCAUUUUUCUUCAUGAUGGCAAAUUAGUUCUUAGUUGGUGUUGUCGAAUUUCUGCUAGAGGGUUUGGGUUUUAGGAGAUGUACCUUUUUCUUCUCUUUUUGUCUUUUUACUGCUUUUCUUUUUUAAAAGAUCGGAAUCUAUUGUCUCUGUUUUAUCUCUUCAGUGUCGGUCGACUUGGUUCUUUUUUAGUUUUGUGCAUUUUGCAAGACUCCUUUUUGCUAUUUGUGUGGGAUUGUGGUUCUCUCCUGUCUUGUUUUCUAACUAGCAAGAUAGGGGAGAUGGGAGUGGAAUAUAGCCUGUUUUAGAUGA
This is a messenger RNA of Andrographis paniculata, 2709 nucleotides long. Its product is annotated as YTH domain-containing protein ECT4. Gene Ontology annotation, biological process: mRNA destabilization. The record is from RefSeq and is a predicted model, not a curated record. Gene Ontology annotation, cellular component: cytoplasm. The transcript is spliced from 9 exons. Gene Ontology annotation, molecular function: mRNA binding. NCBI's taxonomy places the organism in Eukaryota, Viridiplantae, Streptophyta, Magnoliopsida, Lamiales, Acanthaceae. Bases 156 to 2258 code for a protein of 700 amino acids.